Molecule: messenger RNA, 1743 nt
Organism: Helianthus annuus (common sunflower)
Lineage: Eukaryota; Viridiplantae; Streptophyta; Magnoliopsida; Asterales; Asteraceae
Product: E3 ubiquitin-protein ligase RING1
Exons: 2
Coding region: 346-1305 (319 amino acids)
Biological process (GO): protein ubiquitination
Cellular component (GO): cytoplasm
Molecular function (GO): ubiquitin protein ligase activity
Source: RefSeq, a predicted model, not a curated record
CAACAACUAACGUAGAAAAAAUAUCAUGUUUAACUUAGGAAGACCACUUUACUCCUCCUUCCUAGUCACCUUUUCUACAAGUUCUCUUCCUAAAAUGUUGUCCCUAGGAAAACCUUCCCCAUGAUAGAGUGGUACAAACACUUGCAUUAAAAACACAAGUACUAGUCCACAACCUUUAACCACAAGUCCAAAAAAAUUAACCAAUUUACAUUAUUACCACACUUCCAACAAAACAACAAGAGUUAACUAACGACACUAACCAAACCAACCAAUCUUGUCCCACCCUCACACACACUCUCAUCCAUACAAUAAUAUCCCACCUGACCCAUCACCAAACCAAACACAAUGUCCUCAACCACCGUCACCACCACCACCACCGUCAUGGACCGCCGCACCUACUGGUGCCACGAGUGUGACAUGAGCAUCUCCCUCCUCCCUACCUCCUCCCUCUGCCCCCACUGCAACUCCGAUUUCCUCGAAGAAUUAGAUUCCCCAAUCACCUUCACCAACCCUAACCCGAACCCUAACAGUCACGGCGAUUCAGAUCAGUUAUUAUUCCCGUCGUUUCUCGACCCGUCGUUACCGGCGGACGCGUUUCAGUUUCCGGCAGCGGAGACACCGGCCGAUACGCUCGAUAAUCCGUACUUUCACCGUGUAAUUAACCACCUUUUUAACUCCGAUUACGUUCACAGUCCGUCCGCCGUGGCUACCACCUCUCGCCUCCACUCGCCGGCGGCGAAAUCCGCGGUUGAAGCUAUACCGUCGGUGAAGAUCACGGCGGCCUUGCUUGAGAUUGAUCCGAUUGUUAUUUGUGCGGUUUGUAAGGAUCAGUUUGUGAUUGAUGAUGAGACGAAAGAGCUUCCGUGUAAGCAUAUGUAUCAUCCUGAUUGUAUAAUUCCGUGGCUUUCGCAGCGUAAUUCGUGUCCGGUAUGUCGGUUUCAGCUGCCUAUUGAUCCGGUGGACGGGGAUUCGAAAGUGAGGAGGAGGUCUAGGUCUAGGGUUUUGAGAUUGGGGGAUUUGGUAGAUGACGAGGAUGAUGAGGAGUUGUUAGGGUUUGGAUUGAGGCAUUUGGCUCGGAGGCAUCGGUUGGUGUUUCCGAUUAGGCAUCAGCGGGAGCGGCGGGUGGGGGAGGUGGAAGCUUUGUUUUCGCCGACGCAGAUUGGGGAGGAGGUUCAGGUGGAUGUGAUGCCUGAUUCGGGGCGGACGAAUAGUGUGGAGACGGUGUCGAGUUGGCCGAGCUGGCCAGUUGAUGGAGGUGAGAUUGCUGCUAGAGUUAAUGAUGAUGAUGAUGUGGUGAUGUCUUGAAACAUUGCAUACAAGGGCUCUUUUACAGAUGAUGUAUAGUGGUUCUUAUGGUUCCAAGGUACCUCACCAGCCUGCAAAUUUAACCAAGUGUACAUUGGUUGCAGACUUUAUGUUAUAUCGGCUCCUAUAUCCUAGAUCCUAAACCCUAAUAAAGAUUAAAUGGCCCGUGAUCUUUUUACGCCAGCUUUUCUUUGCUUUUUUUCUUAUUUUUUUUCUUUUUUUUAACCUUUUUGGAUUUCUGUUUUAAUAAUGGGCCUUUUGUUUUCCUGUCAUUGUGUUCUCUUAGAGCUUGCAAAUAACAUGUAAUGCAGUGGUAGCUACUGCAUUAGUAGGUCUUGUUUGUGUUAUUGUGACCAUUGUGAAUUGUGGGGUUUUCUGGAAUCUUGAUGCAACUACAUACCCAAUGUUGGUACUUUAUAGUAUAUGCUAGUUCUUUUA